This is a messenger RNA of Kwoniella botswanensis, 1275 nucleotides long. RefSeq lists its product as uncharacterized. The transcript is spliced from 11 exons. Gene Ontology annotation, molecular function: structural molecule activity. The record is from RefSeq and is a predicted model, not a curated record. Gene Ontology annotation, cellular component: proteasome regulatory particle, lid subcomplex. Gene Ontology annotation, biological process: ubiquitin-dependent protein catabolic process. NCBI's taxonomy places the organism in Eukaryota, Fungi, Basidiomycota, Tremellomycetes, Tremellales, Cryptococcaceae. Bases 1 to 1275 code for a protein of 424 amino acids.
AUGGCUAUCCCACCCGAACAAUCAUCCUCAGCUUCACAGCUCGAAGCAGCCUCGUCGUCAGCUUCGAGUGAUCCAGCGAAAGCCGAACAGAUCUACAGGGACAUACUGUCGAAGAAAGCAGCCGACGAAGAUGAACUUCGAGAUCAGGAGACGGCGCUGGUAAAGCUAGGAGCUUUGUAUAGGGAUCACAACAAAGCGAAGGAGUUGGCUCAGCUGGUGACGGAUUCUAGGACAUUUAUGUCACAAAUCGCUAAAGCGAAAACAGCUAAACUGAUCCGAACCCUCAUUGACUACUUCCCACCUUCAUCCCGAGAAUUACAGAUGCAAGUGACGAACGAUAAUAUCGCCUGGGCAAGAGAAGAGAAACGUGUAUUCUUGAGACAAUCAUUAGAAAUCAAAUUGGUCGGACUUCAAUUAGAUUCAGAACAAUAUAGAACGGCAUUAACGAUGACCGAGAACCUCCUGAAAGAGCUCAAACAAUUAGACGACAAGAUCAUCUUGACUGAGGUGUACCUGUUGGAAUCUAGAGCGGCUCAUGCUAUACAGAAUCUACCUAGAGCCAAGACCGCCUUAGCUUCCGCUCGAACCACUGCCAACUCGAUUUACUGUCCACCUUUACUUCAAGCUCAAUUAGAUUUACAAUCAGGAGCGAUCAACGCCGAUGAUAAAGAUUACAAGACUGGUUAUUCCUAUUUCUUCGAAUCGUUCGAAGGGUUCUCGCAGAUCGAUGAGAAGGAUCAAAGGGCUUUGAAGAGUCUGAAGUAUAUGUUGCUUUGUAAGAUCAUGAUGGGUUUGCCCGAUGACGUUACCCCUUUACUUCUUCUCAAAUCUGCCGCACCUCACGCAGGUAAAGAUCUAGAUGCCAUGCGUGCCACGGCCAAGGCAUUGAAGGAAAGAAGCUUAGAAGAGUUCAAAGUCGCUUUGAGGGAUUAUCAAGAGCAGCUUCAACAAGAUCCAUUGAUCCGAUCUCAUCUUUCUCACCUAUAUGAUACCCUUCUCGAACAGAAUUUGAUCCGAGUUAUCGAACCGUAUUCUGCUGUUGAACUAUCAUGGAUUGCUCAGGAGGUAGGACAGAGUUUACAGGUAGUUGAGGAGAAGUUAAGUCAGAUGAUCCUCGAUCAAGUGUUUUAUGGUGUAUUGAACGAAUCUGCAGGAACGUUAGAAGUGUACGAAGAACCUGUGGAGGAUCCAAUGUACAAUACCGCUCUGGAUACGUUGAAACAAGUUGGUGAUGUCGUUAGAUCAUUAUAUGAUAAAGCUACGGGCGGUGCAUAA